Ectocarpus sp. CCAP 1310/34 is the source of this 2130-nucleotide messenger RNA. The record is from the annotation of a GenBank genome assembly. NCBI's taxonomy places the organism in Eukaryota, Phaeophyceae, Ectocarpales, Ectocarpaceae.
AUGGUGCCCAAAGAAGGACGGGGCUAUGCGCUGCCGUCUUGACGAUCGCCACGAGUACACCAGGACGUGCAAGGAGGACUACAGGAUCUCACCAUACCAUCCCAUAACGUUUGCCGCGUACCCUACCCACGAGAACAUCCAGGCAGUUACCAAGACCAGCUUCGCGGCGUACCUCAAGUACGUCGCGAAAGUGGAACCUGCCGGAAAGGUCUCCAACCCGCUUGACACCGUGGAAGAAUCACAGCUGCCUCGUGCCGGCCCUGCCCAGAGUGGACUUCAGUCCGUCAACCAGAAACAGUUGCCAUACAUUUGGGGACGAAAGAUGGCAAUGUCCGAGGCAACACUGAUUCUCUCCGGACAGUCCUUGUGCCUUAAGUCGCGGACGUACAUGUUUGUAGACACGCGGCUGCCGCACCUACGGCGGGUGGUGGUGGCGCGUCCGGAGCCGGGGACCUCACGAAACGGCCAGGGAGGAGUGAUAGACAGCACCAUAGAGAAGUAUUGCAAGCGACCUCAACGCGUGCAGCGGCCUUUCGAUAUGCCGGACAGCGUCAACGCAGAGGUUGACUUCGACGACAUGACGCACGAAGACUACUGUCUGGAAUGGGACAUGGUGCCAUCAGACGGCAGUAGGGAGCCACCGUCUACCUUGCCCUACUUCUUCAACGACCACAACGCCGCCUACUGGCGAAGGAGCACCGGUGUGAGAAUCCUCGGGUUUGCCGUCUACCGGCCGGACCGGCAACCAUUUGAGCAAUUCUACUACCACCACCUCAUCCUUUCCAGACCUUUCCGAAGCCUCGGCGAAUUCAUAUCUGAGGAAAACGACGAGGGCACGUACGAGCGACAGUGCCAGAUGGAGGGGGUGUUUGGCGACGAGGGGUCUACCACCGAGAACAUCUUGGCGGCUGUCGACAAGGACCUACGCAGGCAAAAGGUUGGCGACGACCGGCGAGCCGCCACCACGCAAGAGGUUGAGGACUUCCUGUACAUCAGAUCCAUGGAUGUCGUGCUGUCGCAACCCGACCCGGACCUGCUCGAUGGGGAGGCGCCAGCACCUGCGACCCACCAACAGGUUGCGGAGUGGCUGGGCCAAGAUCCGGAGGCCCUGUCUGGAACUUUCACGCCUCCAGAAUUUGCGCUUCUCGCUCCAUCGCAGAAAGAGUUCGCCGCCGUCGUCCUCUCCAGUGAGCCUAACUUGUACUACCUGAGUGGGCGAGCUGGGUUCGGAAAGUCUCACGUCGCGCGCUUCCUCGUUGAUGCCUUCCGGUCCAUGGGACAGUGCGUGGCAGUCACCGGCACCACUGCCACAGCAGCGGGCAACAUCGGGGGCGUGACGUUGCACCGCUUCUGCAGCUGUCCAAAGGGUUCGAGUCCGGCCUUGAUCCAUCCAACCCGCUAUGGCCCGCGCUAAAGGAGAAUAACGUCGUCAUCAUCGACGAGAUCUCCAUGGCCACGGCUCACCUACUCGCCGCCACGGAUCAUGUACUUAGGAGAGCGGCACUACCGCACAAACGACGCGCCCCGUUCGGAGGAAGGACCAUCAUCGCCAUUGGGGACCUUUGCCAACUGCCACCAGUGCCCCCCCGGCUGUUCGGGGUGGUGUACAACAACUGUGCCGUGUAUGUCUUGGGGCUUUGGUCGAAAUUCAAGAUGCACGAGCUGAGAGAAAACUUUCGCCAGCAGGAUGACCCCGAGUUCCAGAUUUGCCUGGACGAGCUACAUGACGGCGUGCUGGACGGCGAAGCCUGGGGUGUCCUCCUCUCCCGUGUUGUGGGACUCGACGGCAAUCAAGGGCUCGAGCACACGACGCACGACUCCCUAAUCAACGCCUCUCAAGCGACGCCGUGCAUUGCCCCGUACAAGAGAAGCUCUCCUGACCAAGGCGACACUGUACCCCAGUGCCACGAGAUUAACGAGGACCACCUCAGAGCCCUGGGAGACAACGGGGAGGAAUGCCGCUUCGUGCAUGCCCAGGCCUUCGUCAAACAGAACGGCACGAAACUCAAACGCGACAAGGGACGCCACCCUAUCGUCCUCGAGUACGCUGACUUGCCCGACACCCUCGUCCUCCACGAGGGACUCAAGAUUGUCAUCACCAAAAACGUCGACCAGCAGCGUGGGAUCGUC